GCCGCUUCUCAGUCGAACGGACAUUGUCGAUGCGGGGCUUGCUCGUGAUGCCGUGUGUGACUUUUCUUACGGGCGAAGUGUUAGCCGAGCAUCGGUUCCCACCACAAUAGUUGCGGACCUUGACCAUGGACUGUGUACCCUCCUUGAGGAGGCUGUCGCUCAGACCGACUCGCAAGCCUUCUUCCUCGCGGCCACUCUGCUCGAGACGUUGCAGGAGCACUUUUAUCCUGAGGCACCCGUCGCAGUGCUUGAGGGGGCGGCGGGAGGCGCGCCUACCGGUGUGCAUGAUGGCGUUGCUCGCGCACUGUGCCUUUCAGAUCUGAUUCCCGAUCACCACGCUGCAGCAGCUCCUGACCCGCAUGUUGCUACUGCUGAGCAGUUUGACCUGACAGAAGGGCAGUGUGUGCUGCCGUGCACUGCUGACUUGUGUGACAGCCUCUGUCGUUGGGUCGACAUUCGUGCUCUGCGGGGACCUCGGCAUAAGGUUAGCAAGGCCUGGCGCUUUCAGGAUUGGGUGCGUGAUGGCGCGCCAGGACGGGCGCUCGCUCCGGGCGAGCGACUGACAUUGACAGCUGACGGCUCCUUCAGUCCGGCUUCGGGGCGUGCUGGCUGGGCUGUAGUCAUCGGUCUUGCCACACCACCGGAUAUUGUUGGCCAAUUCGCUGGGUGUAUAUAUGGACCGGUCCCGGGAGUUGCUACCGGUCAGGUUGUCAAUGCAUAUGUUGCUGAGGUUUGGGGGCUCGUCUGGGCUGGGGUGAUUGCCCUUCAAUUCCCUGCCCGACGGGACGUCCUCAUACGUGCUGACAACUUAGCCGCUUUGCAAGGGGCAUCUGGCGAGGUGAGACCUUGGCAGGCAGCCACGCGCAAUACUGCCAUGUGGCGGGCUGAUCUGUGGAUCGAGAACCAAGCUGCUGCUGCGCGCUGGUUCCCAGCCAUCAUGGGCUGCGGCGCAGAGUUGCGACGUUUCCUGCCACCAGGCUUCACGCUCACUAAUUGCGUGUCCGCGAUGCAAGGCAUGGCCAACAAGUACAUUGCAAGUCAGCCCGGCAAAAGUGAGGCUGACGUUCAAGACGAGGGAGGGGCCUGUUUGCAUGACCUGGCGCUUCGCCUGGGCGUGUGGUUGCCAGCUGCAAUUUCUUCAGGCCAUGCCACGCCGGAUCAUUUUGCUGCGCUUGUGGAGUGUGAAAUCAUGUUCGCUACACCACGGCAUGAUAAGAAGGCUGUCCGCAUCGACCCAGUUGCCAUUCAGGCGCCACAGAAUGCUGACCGCAUUGCAGAAAUCUUGAGUGCGGUACCGGCAGUCGAUUGGUCGACUAACGUGAAUGAUCAUGCUGCCUUGGUGGUUGAUCACCUCUUUGAUUCCCUGGCAAAGGCUUUUCCCCUUCAGAACCGGAGGAUGCGAGCUUCCUUCUUGUCAACAGCUGCAGGGGACUUGCAUGCCGAGGCCGCGCGUUGGCGACAUGCCUUGCGCAAUAGAGUCGCGGCCCUGAAGAUUGCUCGACUCCGAUGUGCCUUCAGGGCCUGGACAGAGCCGGCCGUUACCUUUGCGGGACUGUUUUGUGGCCGAUGGCUGUCCCAUUUGCGUGCGGUGAUUGCUGUCUUGGUUGAUCGCAUUCGGGAGACCGGCAAGGCACUCCGACAACAGUGCCGCCGAGACAAGCGUGCACACCUCGAUGGUCUGGCGGACGAGGUCCAGGCUUCGCGGCAGGGCGAGGUGCACACAGCGCUCAAGCGUCUCCUACGUCCCCGGAAAUUCCGGAGGGUGGGACAGGAUCCUCUGCCACGCCUUAAGAAGCGUUCGGGUCAGCUGUGCGCAAGCCAUUCUGAGCUCACGGAAGAAUGGAGAACGCAUUUUGCUGACCUCGAAGGAGGGCAGCUUACGUCUGUUGAGGACCUUGUGGGUGGCUGUCUUGCAAUACAGUCCCAGGGCCAGGCACUCGACCAUCUCUGCGCCGAAGAGAUUCCAGAUCUUGUGCAGCUUGCCCAGCACUUCCGCAGCGUGAACCCUCAAAAGGCCAGCGGCCCUGAUGGCCUUCCCCCGGCUAUCUGCCGCCGGUUCUCCUGUCAAAUGGCGGUGCUCUUUUACCCCAUUCUCCUCAAGACGAUGAUUUACGCGGCAGAGCCCAUCGGGCUCAAAGGAGGCACCUUGUUCCGGAUCCCGAAGCCGGGUGCCCCUGACCCGGCUGCCCUGUCUUCUCAUCGUGCCAUACUUGUGCAGUCAGUCUUGGAAAAGGUCCUGCACAAGGCGGUUCGUCCUAUGACGGUCAGGGAGUGGGAUCGCACUGCGCCCGCUCUCAUGAUAGGCGGGCGUAAGGGCCUGAGCUAUAUGAUCGGCUUCUUCUGCACCAGGGCCUUUCUUGCGUACACGCGUCGUCGCUCCAUCCCUGCGGCGAUCUUGUUCACAGACAUCAGUUCUGCCUAUUAUUCUGUGGUGCGGGAGCUGAUCACUGGCCAGCACUCUGCGAGCGCUCCGGUUACGGAGAUUGCGGCUAAUCUUGCCCUCACUCAGGAGGAUUUGCAACAGCUCCAGCACUACGUCGCCGAGGAGCCGGUGCUGACAGGGGAAGGCUCAGGGGAAUUGCUUGCUGCACUCACAAGGGAAUUGCAUUGCAGUACCUGGUUCGUCAUGAACCAAGACUCGGCUAUUGUGCGCACCCAGCGGGGUACCAGGCCGGGAAGCAGCCUCGCGGAUGUGUUGUAUGGCUUGCUCUUCACCAAAGUUUUGCAGCGCCGAGGUGAUUUCAGUGCUGAAGGCUGGAAGCCGCAGGUCCCUUGGAACGGCAAGAGGGAUAUGCAGAGUCACGACGGCCGGCGCCUAGAUGUGCAGACGGUCACAGUGCAGGACCUGGUAUAUGCGGACGACCUUGCGACUUGCAUUGUCGAGCAACGGGCUUCUGCUUUGGGCGGGGCUGUGCGGCGUAUUGCAGGGGAUUCUAUUGAUGCCUUGGCUGGCCACGGGCUGCGGGCCAAUGUGGGUGCCAAGAAAACCGCAGCGCUCUUAUCACCAGUCGGUCCAGGGGCUCGCGAGGCCCGCAGACAGCUCUUCUCCGUUGAAGGGGGCAAACUUGCGGUGUUGCGGGCGCGUGGGCCCGGGGUUUGGCUAACGGCAGUCGCCCACUACCGGCAUCUGGGGUCCGUCUUGUCGUUUGACGGCUCGUUGGCCGCUGACGUGCGUGUUAGGCUGCAGAGUGCCCGCGGGAAUUUCGCAGAGGGAAAACGAGAUGUCUUCUGCUCUCCGCGGAUUGACCUCAGCCGUCGUGUCCAGCUUUUUCGAACGCAUGUCCUAUCAGCCCUUCUUGCGGGCAGUGGAGCUUGGCCUAUGCUCUGCAAGAAGGGUUGGGGGCUACUCGAGACAGGGUUGAUGCGUAUGCUGCGUCAGAUGUUGCGAAUCGGGAGGCAUCAAGAACAGAAUUGGUCGUUUCUUCGUAUUCUCGACGCGGUUGAGCUGCCUUGUCUCCAGGGAUUACUUGCUUUGGAGCGACUUCGAUUCCUCGCACAAUUGAUUCGCAGUGGGCCCGACGAGGCCUUUGCACUCCUACAGUUGGCUCCCAAUUUCCAGCAGGCUUUCCGGCAGGCUGGACAGUGGUUUCGGGAGGCCGUCCGCAACACAGGUAAGUGGCGAGGUAUGCUUCGACGGGCAGAACGCUGGCAUGUGUUGGCCAACCGCGCUGAGGCCUGUGCGACCACUUUCUCUCAGGCUGUGGAGGCUGGCUUUGAGGGGCUUUUCUCUGUGGUGCCUGAGAAGGCAGGACACGCGCAAGGCGUUGCUGUGCCAGGUGUCGGUGUUGACCAUUUGCCGCCUUUGAGUAGUCCAAUCUGCUCUAGUCUACUUCAGCAGCUGCGCCAGGGCCAGUGGCAUAGCACUGAAGAGAUCUUCCAGGUAGUGAUCGAAACUAUUGAGCCGCUACCAGUUCUGCAGCAUACUGUCGAUGUAUGGGUGCAGGAGCUGACGGAUGCUGCGACACGUGACCUUGCAGUUGACGCUCGUUUAGCCCUUCAGGCGGACCUGUGGUGCGAGGCUGUUUCGAAUGCUCCUAAGGCACCUGCCUUGUCAGAGGAUUUCCUGGACCCUUUGUUGGCACCUCUCCCAGAGAUGCAGCUCGGACUUUCUGGCCAGCAUGUGCGCGUUGCGGGAGCGUCCUGGCCUGUUGAUUGCCUGACCACGUCCGGGGAGGCGAGGGAGUUUGCUUUUACGGCGGGCCUGCCGACUGUCGCAAGCGUCGCAUCCCUUGCCAUCUCCAUUCCUGCUCCGCCUAUCUCCGGGGACUCCGUGCUCGAUUGCCUUUCCUUUUUCGAGGGCGGCGUGUGGCGUGCUCGCCGACUGGACUACCGGGCUGCCUUGGUGACGGCCCGCGUGAACGGCUUCGGCAUUCGCAACUUUCUGCAGACGCAAUGGGGCUACAAGGCCAUCGGAUUGGAUUUCCUGGGUGUGGAUAGUCUCUACCGCACCAGCACAGAUGGUCUUCCUCGGCUAGCGAUUCGGGAGUGGGACACCAUGACAGAUGGACCUCUGGGCUACAAAAUCUGGCGCUGGCUGCUGCUCGCCAAGCCAGAGAUCUUGUUGGACUCCCUGGAGAACCUCUUGGAAGUGUUCAUCACCACCUUUGCAAAGCACGGAGGUCGACAGCUGGACAAAGAGGCUCUCCUUUGGCAUGUGCUCCUUGCAGCAGCGCUUCAGUCGGUCGACCUGCUGGAUGCUGUGCCGCUGCUCUUGGAGAAGAUUCCGCGUGAGGGCUGGCAGAGCAUGAAGUCCCUGGAAGAUCCCAG
This is a messenger RNA of Symbiodinium necroappetens, 4767 nucleotides long. NCBI's taxonomy places the organism in Eukaryota, Dinophyceae, Suessiales, Symbiodiniaceae. The record is from the annotation of a GenBank genome assembly.